GCUCCGCAGCAAGAGUGGCAGCCGGACUUGCGAUGCUGCGAGGGACAGGGUGCAGAGCCGCAGUGCUGUAGCGGGCAGCAGAGGCAGCCUGCCCUUCCAGCAGCGGAGCCCCUAGCAAAGGCGGAAGACCCCUGGGCCGCCAACCCUGGAAGCCGCCUGAUGUCCCCGCCCCGGAGAGGGCUGCACUGCGAGGACCCGCUUCGGUCCCCUUCUGUCUCUGGGUUCCUCUUUCCUCCCAAGUAAGGGAAUAAGCCGCUAGGAGGGAGCGCCCCACGGCAAGCGCGCAACCAAGGGUAGCAUGGUGAGGAACUGCCAGGAUUUCAGGAUUGGCCUGGACUACAGCAGGAGUAUGUUGCCUGAGGAGUAGCAGGAAUCUUUGUCAGCUGCCGAGAGCUGCCCACAACUGUCAUCGACCGAGAGCCCUAGAAGUCUUCUGAAGGCCUGCAUAUCUGCAAUGAGCCAGGCCAUGAGCUGGGCCCUGGCUUCUCCCUGGUGAACAGCACUCCACCCGUGGCCUCGGGCAAUCACACUCCGCUGAAAGAUGAGUGAAGGACGAUGGGUCUCUCUCUCAUCAGAAGAAUUUGAUCAACUCCAGAAAUACUCUGAAUAUUCCUCCAAGAAAAUAAAAGAUGUGUUGACUGAGUUUAAGGAAGGUGGGAGCCUCAAGCAAUGUGACCCACACAAGCCCAUUAGCUAUGACGUCUUCAAGCUGUUCAUGAGGGCAUACCUGGAGGUGGACCUUCCCCAGCCACUGAGCACACACCUCUUCCUGGCCUUCAGCCAGAAGCCCAGACAGGAGACACCUGACCACCCAAAGGAGGGGGCCAGCAGUAGUGAACCCAAUAUCUCAGAUUAUAAUGCGGAUAAUGCUGCCAAAGCAGAUGAGGCCUGCGCUCCAGACACUGAAUCAAAAAUGGCUGAGACACAAGCAAUGCCUAAAGCCCUAGAGGCUCUAACCCUGUGGGAAGAUCCUGAUGCUCUGUCUUCAAGCUCAGAUGCUCCCGUGGUGUACCUGAAGGACGUCGUGUGUUAUUUGUCCCUGCUGGAGACGGGGAGACCUCAGGAUAAGCUAGAAUUCAUGUUUCGUCUCUAUGAUUCUGAUGAAAACGGACUCCUGGACCAAGCGGAGAUGGAUCAGAUUGUGAACCAAAUGCUGCAUAUUGCCCAGUAUCUGGAGUGGGAUCCCACGGAGCUCAGGCCUAUAUUGAAGGAGAUGUUGCAGGGGAUGGACUACGACAAGGAUGGCUUUGUGUCUCUACAGGAGUGGGUCCAUGGGGGGAUGACCACCAUCCCAUUGCUGGUGCUCCUGGGAAUGGAUGACUCUGGCUCCAAGGGGGACGGGAGGCACGCCUGGACCCUGAAGCACUUCAAGAAGCCCACUUACUGUAACUUCUGCCACGUCAUGCUGAUGGGUGUUGGGAAGCAAGGCCUGUGCUGCAUUUACUGUAAAUACACUGUCCACCAACGCUGUGUGUCCAAAAACAUUCCUGGAUGUGUGAAAACAUACUCAAAAGCCAAAAGGAGUGGCGAGGUGAUGCAGCACGCGUGGGUAGAAGGGAACUCCUCCGUCAAGUGUGACCGGUGCCACAAAAGUAUCAAGUGCUACCAGAGUGUCACCGCGCGGCACUGCGUGUGGUGCCGGAUGACGUUCCACCGCAAAUGUGACUUAUCGACGGUGUGUGACGGUGGGGAACUGAAAGACCACAUUUUGCUGCCUACCGCCAUAUGCCCCUUCACCCGAGACAGGCAAGGAGGAAAGUCGGACAGCAGCGUGGCCUCCAAGGGUGAACUUGUAACACAGUAUAAGAUCAUCCCUAGCCCAGGAACUCACCCCCUGCUGGUCUUGGUGAACCCCAAAAGUGGAGGGAGACAAGGAGAAAGGAUUCUUCGGAAGUUCCACUACCUGCUCAACCCCAAACAAGUUUUCAACCUGGACAACGGGGGGCCUACUCCAGGAUUGAACUUUUUCCAUGAUACCCCAGACUUCCGUGUUCUUGCCUGUGGCGGAGACGGGACAGUUGGCUGGAUUUUGGAUUGCAUUGAUAAGGCCAACUUCACAAAACAUCCACCAGUGGCUGUCCUGCCUCUUGGAACAGGGAAUGACCUGGCAAGAUGUCUCCGCUGGGGAGGAGGUUACGAAGGGGGCAGCUUGACGAAGAUCCUGAAGGAAAUUGAACAGAGCCCCUUGGUGAUGCUGGACCGUUGGUGUCUAGAGGUCAUCCCCAGGGAAGAGAUGGGGAAUGGAGACCAGGUCCCAUACAACAUCAUGAACAACUACUUCUCCAUUGGUGUGGAUGCUUCCAUUGCACACAGAUUCCACAUGAUGAGAGAGAAACAUCCUGAAAAAUUCAACAGCAGGAUGAAGAACAAGCUGUGGUAUUUUGAAUUUGGUACCUCGGAGACCUUUGCAGCCACCUGCAAGAAACUCCAUGAUCACAUAAAGCUGGAGUGUGACGGAGUUGAGGUGGACCUGAGCAAUAUCUUCCUGGAAGGCAUUGCCAUUCUUAACAUUCCCAGCAUGUACGGAGGCACCAAUCUCUGGGGAGAAACCAAGAAGAACAGGGCUGUGAUCCGGGAAAGCAGGAAGAGCGUCACAGACCCAAAGGAGCUGAAAUGCUGUGUCCAAGCCUACUACCCCAAAGGGUGUAGAGUGUUCUACAGAAGUUGUUGCUGCAAGAGGAGAGAGGAAGGAAUCUUGCCUUCAGUCAGCACAAUGGGCAAUAGACUCUGCAGGAAGACAGGAUCAGGCAGGAAGCGAAAAUGAUGAAGACAAAGUCUUAGAAAGCAUUAUAUGUGGAUAUGGGAACCAUUAAACGCUCACUUGACAAGUGAGAUGUGCUAGCCAUCUUUAAAUAACUAACUCAAAUGCAGCUUAAAGGACUUGCGACUGAGAAUCUGUGUGGAGUGGAGGGAUGCACCCCCGAGGAAUUACAAAAACAAAACCCAAAAUCUCAGGCCUCCUCACCUCCACCCAUGUGACCUUACAGUCUCUCCAAGCCUCCAUUGCAGCACUUGACCAAACAGUGAUGGCUUCCUCUGGAUUGUUGCGAGGGCUGAAUUGGAUCAUCCUGGUAGGGCACAUAGCAGCACCUAGAACUCAGUGAGGCCUUGACCAGCAGUCAUCGCUGUCACCGCUUGGUGUUCAGCGACAUGAAGGGGCCAAUUUAGAAAGCCUCUCGACUUCUUCAGACAUUCGACCUAGAUUUCCUUAAACCAUCUGAGGCUCUAGCAAUCCCUACCUCUUGGGUUAUUGUUGGGACAAUGCUUAAGUGCAUUUGGCUGUUGCUGGAGGGCUUAGGAAGACACCUGAGCAGACUGCUGUCCAGACAGGCAGGAGGCAGGACAGGGGUCAGGGAGCCAAGUGAAGCACAAAUCGGGGUAAGUGAGUGAAACUGGAAAGCAGAGUCCUUGGAGCUCUGCCAUUCCCUUUGGCACCAGCCCAAGAUACAAUGAGAGACUUCCUACACACUUUCUCAUUACCCUCAAUCCAGUCUUCAGGCUGGAGCCAAUGGUGGACUGCCGAUAAGUCACCCCCACUGCACCCCCUGGCUAUCUCACAUGUGGUUUCUCUAUCAGUCCCACUUGAACCACAAAUAGAGUGUUCUAGACAAAGUUCUAAGCCAAAAAUCUCUCUAGACUAUCAGCAGGUAAUAAUUUCUGCCAGUAAACAAAGCAAGGGUCAGACACUUGUGGUAGAGAGUUUACUCUGAGUAGUUCUUACAGUAUUACAGACAGGCUUUCUGUCAGAUCAUUCAGCAUCCAUGCAAAGGUACUAGAGCAUGAUGGGGAAUAAUGACUUCCCAGCCCCUAGGGGACUAGCACAGCAUGGCCUCCAUAAGAUAAGCUUGCAGUGAGACACAUAGAAGUGUGAUAAGAGCUAAGAGCUGCAUGACUCCCAGGUCUGAGUGAGUCCAGCCAGCCAAUGUAACAUUCACAGGCACACCCGUGGCCUCCCUAGCCUGGUACUGGAACCUGCUGACCUAAGCAGUCUCCCAGCCCAUGCGAAUCACCCCUGCUCUCCCAGAUUCAGAGGCUCUCUCUAGGAAAUAGAAGCAAACUCACAGGCAUGCAAGAUCACAGGGCUCUUCUGCUCAUUUGACCCUGCUAUUUUGCAAGCAUGGAUGGCUCGCUCAUGUGUGCAUGGUGCCUUGUGGGUUUUCACCAACCAUACGACGAGUGCCCUGAGUUCCAAAGCCAGGGCACAGAUACCAGCCAGCCAUCUCAAACGUUGAUACUCCCAAGCGGGAAACCACAGCUCAGUUGAGACUCAGAAAUAACGACAAAUCUAAGUUCAUGAUUUCUUGUGGCUUUCUUCCCACUUAUAUAUAAUAAAGUCAUAACAGAGGAGGGCCCAAUAGGUUCAGAGAUGGCCGAGGCUUUCCCUAACCAGCCUAAAAAUCGUACAUUUCACGGGGGUAUACUGCUUACUUUUUGUUCCUGUGAUAAAAACACUGACCAGACACCAACUUGGGGAAGGAAAGGGCUUAUCUGGCUUAUAGGUUAUUGCUCUCAUCAAGGGAAGCCCGGGCAGGAACCUAGAGGUAGAAACUGAAACAACCAUGGAGGAAAGCUGCUGCCGGCUUGUCCCCAUGUCUUGUCCAGGACCACCUGCCCAGGAAUGACACCAUCCACAGUGGGCUGGGCCCUUCCAUAUCCAUCAUUAAUCAAGAAAAUGCCCAGAUAACAUGCCAAUGGGCCAGUCUGACGGAGGCAGUUCCUCAGUUGAGGUCCCCGCUUCCCAGGUGACUCUAGUUUGUGUCAAGUUGACAAUACCUGGCUGGCUUAGAUGAUCUCUCCUGGGGGUUGGCAGAGAAGGAGGCAUGUGGAGUACUAGGUGUGUGCACUGGGACUCUUCUUGGCGCUGGAAAAUUACCAUGGCAACAUGUGUCAUCUUGUUAAAUGUUUGCAGGCCUACAGAAAAAUUUGACUCUGCUCUGCACAGGAAAUCACAGCUCUGCCAUUCAGUCUUAGCAGCCCACGCUGGCAUCAACAAACGCCAAACUAGUCAUUAUCUUCUCCUUCUACCCAUGCUUUUUCUCCUCUCCUCAAGCCCACUGCCUCCCCACAACCACAUGGCCCCUGCCUGGUUAGUGUCUCACCUGGUGCCCAAGCCAGAUACCCAAGAUUCCCCCUCAAAGCUACCUGACCCAACUCUCCUGUGGUUCCUCCUUUAUAGGCCAUCUCCUCACUAGACUGGGAGCUCCUGAGGGAGCUCCAGAUGUCAUGCUCCCUGUGCUUGGCAGAGUCUCUGAGGCCUCAGAUGGGUUUCUGAGUACUAGCUGGCCAAAUGCACCCAGAGCCAGGACACAAUGGAGUGAUAAGCUAUGGGGCUGUUGUUUUUAAGUUGAUCUAUCAGCAAAAUGGAAUCUCUGUGAAUGAUGUUGGCACACACAAGGUCCCAGGACUUCUCCACCAGUGACAGCUUGUGUUACAGCUUGGGAAGCCUGCCUCUGACCUUCCCCCAAGCCCCUGUCUAUUCCCAGCUGACUGUCAGGCAGAAACCAUGGUCAGUGGGAACUCACAGUGACCACCAGGGGUUGCCCCUCUGGAUUCUGCAGGUAAGGCCUGGUGCCUUGUUUGUUGUUUGUUUUAGGCCACACAAUGUGGUUCAGUAGAAACUGACUUUUCUAUGUAGUAUUGAAACUCUACAAUCACAGAUCUCUUUAAAUUUUAGUGAUCCUCUUGUUCUCUAGAUAAGGAGAAAGAAAUAGCAAGGGGAAGUGGUUUGCCCUUGGUCAAACCUGGAUUGAAAUAUAGGUCUUUUAGCCCACAGAGAACCUCAGUCUCCUAGGGGCAGCAAAUAUUUUUCUAUAAUAAGACAUGUAACUAGGCUUUGUGUGCCGGAGUCUCCAAUGUAACUUCCCAAUUCAGUUCACUUAGCAUAAAAGCGGCCCUGGAGAGUAAUGAAACAAGUGUGUGGGUCUGUGUUCCAAUAAAACUUUAUCAACAAAAACAAAUGGACUGUAUUUGGCCCUCGUACCAUGUUUAACUAGUCUGUGCUUUAGAACCCUAAAUGGUCCAUGAACCAAGAGGAUAGGCAUCACUUGAAUGCAAUGCAGACACUCAAGGCCCACACAGACACGCUGGAACAGAAUCUGCUUGCCCACGGCCUCUCCAGUGAUGUAUGAGAAAGACUCUGUUGCUUGGCCUGGAUGA
Peromyscus californicus insignis is the source of this 6156-nucleotide messenger RNA. It is a transcript of the gene Dgkg, whose product is annotated as diacylglycerol kinase gamma. NCBI's taxonomy places the organism in Eukaryota, Metazoa, Chordata, Mammalia, Rodentia, Cricetidae. The record is from RefSeq and is a predicted model, not a curated record. Gene Ontology annotation, molecular function: calcium ion binding; ATP-dependent diacylglycerol kinase activity. Gene Ontology annotation, biological process: diacylglycerol metabolic process; lipid phosphorylation; intracellular signal transduction. The transcript has 23 exons. The coding region runs from base 542 to 2764 and encodes 740 amino acids. Gene Ontology annotation, cellular component: plasma membrane.